Messenger RNA from Cryptococcus deneoformans JEC21, 1684 nucleotides. RefSeq lists its product as hypothetical. NCBI's taxonomy places the organism in Eukaryota, Fungi, Basidiomycota, Tremellomycetes, Tremellales, Cryptococcaceae. Bases 151 to 1551 code for a protein of 466 amino acids. The transcript has 5 exons. The record is from RefSeq and is a predicted model, not a curated record. Gene Ontology annotation, molecular function: oxidoreductase activity; FMN binding.
UCGUCGCAACGGUAAUCUUAUCAAGUUAUCAGGCGCGUCUCCGACGACCGCCCGGCGGCGGGCGGCCGCAAUUUUCGAGUCGCAGCAUGAAAUCCCCGUAUAGUACGUGUAGCCGGUAAUAUCAUCGUGACAUCUCCUGCAUAUCAGACAAUGUCAGAUCCGAUCAGCCUCAUCACCGACUCCCUCACCUUGCCCAAUGGUAUCCGCGUACCCAACAGACUCGUAAAGGCUGCUAUGGCAGAGGGCAUCGGUCUGGGUGGGGGACCCCCUCAGCCCAAUCAUCUACGGCUGUAUGGUCGAUGGGCCCAAGGCGGGUGGGGAAUGGUCAUUUCGGGAAAUGUCCAAAUCGAUCCUAAGCACCUUGCUUCGCCGCACGACUUGACAAUAACCCCAUCUACGGCAGACCGGGUAGCGUAUCGUCGUCUGGCAUCGGUCGUCGCUUCAAAUCUAGAGCCUCCUCUUCUUAUAAUGCAAAUCUCCCAUCCGGGCCUCCAGUCAUCUUCGACCGUGAACUUUUCACGUUUGCCUUACCAACGCGCAAUCGGGCCGUGCUCAGCUCGUCCAGACAUGGAUGGCGGCAUAAUGGGCUGGCUGUGGAGUCAUGCCGUGUGGCCGAGAAAGAGUAAGGAGAUAAACGACCCGGAGGACUGGCUGAGGAUCGUGGACAAGUUUGUUGUGGGCGCAGUGCUGGCUGAAGAAGCAGGAUGGGAUGGAGUACAGGUGCAUGCGGCCCACGGGUACCUGCUGGCAGAAUACCUAUCCCCGCUGACAAACCCAAAUCCUGUGCAACUGCCAGGUGCUCCUGAUGAUGUACCUGUACGCUUACACCUUCUCUAUCUUGUCCUUGAGGGCAUAAACCGGAAAACGUCCAAAUCAUUCAUCAAGGCCGUCAAAGUGAACUGCUCUGAUUUUGUUCAAGGGGGUCUCGACGAAAUUCAGGCAUCAGAAUUGAUCAAGACCAUUGUAUCAUGGCAACUACUCGACAUUAUUGAAAUAUCUGGAGGAACAUAUACUCAACCAGCUUUUGCAUAUCCUGAAACUUUGUCGUCCCCAUCCAAGCGCCAAUCUCUCUUUUCACAUUUCACGACGUCUCUUCUACCUCUACUUCCACCUCCCCCACAAGGUCCCGCUAUACUCUUGACGGGGGGCCUGCAUAAUAGAGAGUUGAUAGCUGCCUCACUGGCGGAGAGAGCGUGUGACAUGGUUGGAAUUGGGAGACCAGCCUGUCUCAUUCCGGAUUUGCCUCGACGUAUCAUUCUGAAUCGUGCUAUAGCCGAUGACGAAGCUUUCUUUGGCACAUACAGUAUCCCUCACGCAAAGGUCGUCAAAUUUCUUCUCGGGGGCCCGUCGACCGCCAAGGGAAAAGGCAUACCGCUUGUGGGCGCAGGCGUGUCGACGUUGUGGCAUACAUGGCAAAUGUGCCGGAUAGGAAGAGGGGUCGAGCCAGACGGGGAGAUGUCGUGGUUCAGGGGCCUGUUGGUGGAAGAAAUAUGGAAGGGCAUGAUUGUGCGUGGAGUCACAUUGAUGCUAAGCUGGAAAGGCAAUGUAUAGAAGCGGUAGCAUAUGACUACUUUAAUAGAGAUAGUACGGGUUGUUGUAUUUUUAAUGACUUUUAAGCAUUCGUCGACACCCAAUAUACGUAGUACGUACUACUUCGUUGCAACGACGAAGAGAUUGAGCGAUC